Pimephales promelas (fathead minnow) is the source of this 2404-nucleotide messenger RNA. RefSeq names its product lectin, galactoside-binding-like b (gene lgalslb). Gene Ontology annotation, molecular function: carbohydrate binding. The record is from RefSeq and is a predicted model, not a curated record. Lineage: Eukaryota; Metazoa; Chordata; Actinopteri; Cypriniformes; Leuciscidae.
ACAUUGUACUUAAAUCACAAAAACUGUCAGUCGCUGUACAUAAAUGGUCAUUUUACUUAUUGAUGUAUAUUAUCUCCAUAUUUAUUUCCAUUAAACCUAUUUUAUAGAUUUUACAGAUUUACAUAAACGUAAGAGUUUCCAAAAACAAACACUACUGCCACUAGGUGCCAUUAGUCACUCGUGCCACUAGGGGUCUCCCUCUGCUCGCUCAAUGAGGGAGCACACAUUUCAAAGAUCAGAAACACACUGGAAAGAGUCUACGACUGGAACAAUGUCAAUUCUUUCUCUCAAAAUUAACCAACAAAACGCCAUAACCAACAAAAAAUGCAAUACACAGAUUGUGUUUAACUACCGAGAAUUAUUAAAUCCAUAUUUAAACAAUUCUGAGUUAGCUACAAACAAUUGUACAAAUAUAGUCAGAACGUUUACACAAGCAAACUGCCAUGUUUAAAAAUACAAAAGUAGUAAAAUGUGGCCUCUAAUUAUUUUGCUGGUAUGCUCAGAUGAUCCAAUGAGAUCUGGGCAGAUUAGGUUCAUAUGGAGGCUGGAUUAAUCUCCACCCGUAUGAUAAUCCGCGUCAGCAUAUUUCUUUCUCAAGUGUAGACAAUAGAGUUGCUUCUUAAAUCGUUCAGAGAAUUUGUCUUUGUUUUAUAAUUUUCUUCUUGAACUUAGACACCUUGCAGCUCCCUGCCCAGUCUGCCACGACACUGACAGAUUCCUAAACUGGACCGCCUUUGAUAAGCAUCCUAUGGUAUUUUGUUCAAGAUGGCGGUGGCGAGCAUGGAAAAGGACGCGAUAAACACCGAAGAUGAUCUUCACCUUAAUAAUUCAUUCGGAGAUGCAGGUCUUAUCUCCCCUGAUAAAGAAGACAUCUCUCGUAUUCUGACAGUUCCUUUCAGUGGACGGAUCAGAGGUGGGAUGAGGCCUGGGAAGAAGAUCAUUAUAAUGGGCAUCAUUGAUCCAGAGCCAGACAGCUUUGACAUCAGUUUGAACUGUGACCACAGUGAGAAGAAAGAUGAUGAAGAGCUCACUGAUGUGGCCCUUAAACUCAGCGCGCGAUUCACUGAAAGGCAGUUCCUGAGGAACGCCAGAGUCUGUGGGAAAUGGAGUGAUGAGGAGGCACCCAUAUCUUACUUUCCCUUCAUCCCGGACCAGCCUUUCAGGAUUGAGAUCCAUUGUGAGCACCAGCGUUUUAGGAUCUUUGUGGAUGGACACCAGCUGUUUGACUUUUAUCACAAAGUAAAGUCUUUGCUGGCCAUUAACGUGAUCCGGAUAGUUGGGAGUCUUCAGAUCACCAAGCUUGGCUAAGCAAGCACGCCUGAACACGCUCCAGAAAGGACUUCUCACAGGUGAACUCGCGCACCUGUGCAUUUGCCACAGGCCUCUGGGCCGCAGCUCACACAAAGACAUCAACAGCAUCUGCAUUUUCACUACUUUUGCCCUCUUACCUCUCAUUGGAGUGAUUUCUGAGUAUUGUAUCAUAACAGGUUGGUGAAUGGUUGCAUUGUCAAAUGUGUGUUUUCCAGUGUCCUUGCUUCACAUUGUAGUUUAUUUGUUUAGCUUUGGUCAUUUUUCAGGGAUUGCACACUUUGAUAUUGACUCUGUGGCAAUACCAUACUCCACUAGGAUUUAGCUGCUCUCAAUAGACACUGCCAAUGUAGUCUAGCAGUGUAGUUUCAAAAUGAUCCAAAACUCAGGAAAUCAGAUAAAGUUGAUUUACUUUACAUUUUAUUCUGAUGACAAAAAUGCUCUAUUAUUAUUAGAUGGGCUGUCUUGACAAACUUUGGCUGCUAAAAUACAAGAGCUCAGAUUCAGCAUUUGCCAUUCCAUCUGGGUUAAUUAAACUCAGUCAUUUUUAUUGUUUUGUAAGGAAGAUGUUAUUUGAUCUCCAAAUUGUGUAGCCGGGUGUAUGGCAGACAUAUUUAAAUAGCAUACAUUUCCCCUCCUGUAUCUAUUCAUUGCAACUAUUCAUUUUUGGGAAAUAUAAUACGUCGCAUUGAAAUUUUGUAGAAUGUCACUUUUUUUUUUUUUUUACUUGAGGUUAAGAGGAAGUUUUUAUUUUGGGGAAUGAAGGACUGAAAUUUGAUCAUCCAGUCAUUCUCUUCCAAGCCAGCACAGUAUUUAAGAACGACUGUAUAAUGUAAAACCUGACAAAUUACCGCUUUUGGACACAGAUGUGUAGAUUGUUUUUUUAGAGUAAUGACUUCAGUGCAGUGAUUUUUGCUCAGAAAAAAAAAAAAGAAAAAAGGCCACUUGUCUGUUUACGCUUUAUUGUAAAGCACAUCUUAAAAGUUGAGGGAGCAGAAAUAACAGGGCUUAAUUGUGUCUUGAAUGUACUGUCAUCCACUCAUAGGCUUCAUUUGCUUAGCUGUGGAUGUAAAGUGAGUGUCCUCACAGAAAAAAA